Molecule: messenger RNA, 1050 nt
Organism: Cololabis saira (Pacific saury)
Lineage: Eukaryota; Metazoa; Chordata; Actinopteri; Beloniformes; Belonidae
Gene: myct1b
Product: myc target 1b
Exons: 2
Coding region: 80-637 (185 amino acids)
Cellular component (GO): nucleoplasm
Source: RefSeq, a predicted model, not a curated record
GUCUUGGAAAAGGCUCAGUGUUUGUGUGUCAGGGCGAGUCGGUGUGGGAUAGGCUGCAACACCGGCUCAUGGUGGGAAAAUGGCACAGAAUGAAACACAUCCCAUUUUGGAAAUACUAAAAUCAUUUAAUCUUGGUGACAUGAUCCUGGCCUUCUGUCUCUCCAUGCUGGUGGGGCUGCUGCUGGGCGCCCUGGUCUACAUCCUGCUGACCUGGGUGUCGAGGCGCCGGGCCACGGCCAGGAUCACCCGGCGCUCCCAGAAGAAGGCCAGAGCCUCAGGAGCGCGCGACCCCGCGGGCAGCCAGAUGGGCCUCUACAGGAGCACCUUCCUGAGCGUUUACAGAACGCCCUCCCUGGAGCCGGUGGGCCCGCUGGGGAGCAAGCCCGCCUCCGAGAACUCCACCUUCCGCCCGCUGCACAAGAAGAGCCGGCCCGGCCUGGACAUCCCGGACGACACCCAGGUGACCAUGUCGGACGACACGGUGGCUUCGAACUCGUCCGACUCCACGGCCCUCGUGCCGAGCAAGAGGAACUCCUUCUGGCUGGGAAACAACGGGCUCAAAGGGUUCCUCCCGUCACAAACCCCGCCGCCGGCGUACGACAGCGUCAUCCGUGCCUUUGAGGAGACUUGCACUUAAAACUGGUAGCCUUAGCACAACGACUGAGCUUCUGGGAUUACAGUGGACUUCAAUUUCUGUACCAGUUUUGCAGACCCCUCUAAGUGAAGCAUUUUCAGUUUCAUUUCAAAGAAACUCUUCCUCCUGUGCUUUACAGUUAUCAUUUUUUUCCUCAAUAAAUUGCUUUGCUGUUUUCUCGUCACAAAAUACCACAAAACAGCCAAACUGAAAAUAUCACAAUCACAAUUACAGCUCAGACUGAUGACGAUAUCGAUGAUGCAAGCAUGCAAAUGUUUAAAAACCGUGCAGAAAAAAUAGGAAAUAUACCGUAUUUUCUGGACUAUAAGACGCACCUGCAUAUAAGCCGCAUUCACUCUGUUUUUUUAAAAAAUAAUUAAAAAAAGAUAUACAAACCGCACCUGCAUACAAGCAGC